CUUCCUGUUUCCCCGCCCUCAGUCAGCUGUCAGUCGGCUGUUUGCAAACAGCUCCGUCCGCGGGGUCCGUAUGGUGUCUGCCGCGGCCCCUGCGCCCCCAGUAGCCCCUCCACGAUGGGGGAAAACGACGACAGCGAUAUCAUAGAGCACCACGUCGAGGAGGAGAUGGAGAAGAAGGGCACGAGGAGCCACGCAGCGUCCUCCUCGUUCCUGGGGAGCGUCAGUCCAUCCGAUAGAGAGGGCCACAGCAGCACCCAGUCCUCCCACAGACUGCUGGCCUACAGCGACGCCCUCAUCUCCAUCAUCGCCACUGUCAUGAUAUUACCUGUUGCUCAUACGAAGAUGGAGGAUAAUGAGGAAUUGAGAGAGAGCGUUCAGCUGCUGCUCACAACAAAAAUUGCUGUUUACUUAAUGACAUUCCUGAUAGUGACUGUUGCCUGGGCGGCUCAUAUCAGGUUGUUUCAAGUGAUCGUACGGAUCGAUGACUGCCUUGCCUUGCUGAACCUCGCCUGCAUGAUGCUGAUAACCUUUCUGCCAUACACAUUUUCUUUAAUGGCGACUUUCCCAGAGAAAAUCCUCGGGAUUUUACUGUUUUGUGGUUGUGUGAUGGUGAUCGGCGUCAUUCAGUCGGUGAUUGUGUUGUACGCCUUCAGUCGCCCCUUCCUGCUGAACGAACAGAUUCAGAUCUCGGAGAACCAGAUCUACUAUAAACACCACAUCCUCAAAGUCAUCAUGAGAGUGCCCCUCAUGUGCUUCUUCGCCAGCAUCUUCUCCUUCAUCUUCUUCGAGCUGUCUUACGUGCUGUUAGCCAUUGUCAUCUUCCUGCCCUACAUCUCCCAGUGUUUGAAGUGGUGUCGCAGCAAAGCAAUCGGUCAGGUGGAUGAGACUCCAGACUCCAUGCUGUUCUACACCUACCUGCCUAAUGAACCCCUCAGUAAAGAGCGAGUGGAGGCUUUCAGUGAUGGAGUUUACGCCAUCGUAGCAACGCUUCUCAUCCUGGACAUAUGUGAGGACAACGUUCCCAACCCAACUGUCGUGAAGGAGCAGUUUGGCGGCAGCCUGGUCACGGCUCUGCAGGCCUACGGCCCGGAGUAUCUCGCCUACUUCGGUUCCUUCGCCACUGUCGGCCUUCUCUGGUUUGUCCACCACUCGCUCUUCCUCCACGUCACCAAGACAACACGCUUCAUGGGCCUGCUGAACACCUUCUCGUUGGCGUUCGUCGGAGGUCUGCCUUUGGCCUAUCAGCUGACGCACGAGUUCCCGCACAACUCCCGCAACGAACUGGAAGCCAUUCAGAUUAGCUGUGUGAUCAUUUUCUUCGCAGGUAUAUUUCAGCUCACCAUCUGGGUGGUCGCUCUUUACAAUGAGCAGGAAACCCUGCACCCGUAUGUGCGGUACGGUGGACGUGAGCACGUGUUCAUGCUCGCUAAGCUAGCUCUGUACCCCUGCAUAGCUUUAGGGACAUUUUUCCUCACAUGUAUCCUGAGUAAAUUUAGCGCCUCAAUUUUCCACCUGAUGGAGAUCACGGUGCCUUUUGCUUUUCUCGUGUUGAGGCUCUUGGUGCGUGUCGGGCUAGCGCUGCUACGGCAAAUCUUCUGUCCCGACAGGCCCGACCCAAAGACUGUUGUAGAGGAGGAAGAUGACGAGACGAGGGUGCCAUUCAACGCUUUAGUCACCUAGCUAGCUUGAAGGGGGGUGGCUGCAGAAAAUGAAGAAAACUGACAGAGCUGUGAGGCAUUACUGCUUAGAUUUGACCUCUCAUCAGGAGGAGCCCGUUGGGGUUUGAACCAGGAAAAAUGGAAAGUGGAUUCUCCUCGUUCAAAUCUCGGGAGGGAAUCAGUGCACGUUGGAAAAGAUGUGACCAAACACGUUGAAGGCGAAUAUGGACUCUGUAGAGGUUAAGAAAACACUUAGUGGACCAGAGUAGUGAGGGAUACUGACAGCCAAAGCCUAGCUACUCAUGAAAUUCUUGUAAACCUAACAUGCAGAAUAUACUUAUGCUAGAUGUGAUUAGCAAGUAAUCAAAAACAGUCUCUAAAGCUUUUUUUUUUUUUUAACCAACCUUCAGUAAGGUUUUUCCCGCUUUGAUUUUAUCAAUCCCAAAGCGGGAAAUGGUAAAAAUUGAGAAUGGCUGUUUUCUUGUUUACAGGGAUGGCUCCAAAUCAUGUAGCUAGCUGAAUGACUUAGCUAAUCGUUCCAUUCACCCUGAAACACGCAGGGUCGACAGAGCAGAAAGAUGUUUUUUUAUAAUUAGGAUUUAAGUUUCUGUGCCAAGUACAGGUCGUCUCUAUUGGAAAGACGUGACGUGCAUUUGGUACCUAUUUACUUAUAAGGCCGUUAUUGAGAACAUACCACCUUCCAUUACAUCUCUCCCGGUCAGAUCAGUUGGUACGCGCCAAAACUCGGGUCGUAUGAUCGGCUAACAGUCAAUGUGGACAGCAUUUGGAUUUGAUGCUGAAGUCACUUGGAAAUAGCACUUCAAAACAAUGAUAGUCUUAUAAGUUAUCCAAAUUUUAGAAACAUUUCAAACCGUCCCAAAACAGAAUGCAAUUGUUUUAACUUUAUUUUUCCUCACUGGAUAAAUGGCUGUGUUUUAAUUAUGGCAUUUUAUAUGCUACAGUUUUGUAGUUUUUAUUGUUUAUUUAAAUUGUAUUGUGAAUUAUUUUUCUAUCCAUCUAUUUGCUCAUUAAUUGUUUUGUUUUUUUAAUGUACAUUCAGGUUUCUCAAUGGGACUCACCUGAAUAAAUAAAAGGUAAAUCAUUA
Messenger RNA from Seriola aureovittata, 2763 nucleotides. RefSeq names its product transmembrane protein 175 (gene tmem175). The coding region runs from base 115 to 1680 and encodes 521 amino acids. Gene Ontology annotation, cellular component: lysosome; endosome. The transcript is spliced from 10 exons. The record is from RefSeq and is a predicted model, not a curated record. NCBI's taxonomy places the organism in Eukaryota, Metazoa, Chordata, Actinopteri, Carangiformes, Carangidae. Gene Ontology annotation, molecular function: proton channel activity; potassium ion leak channel activity.